Phyllostomus hastatus (greater spear-nosed bat) is the source of this 672-nucleotide messenger RNA. RefSeq names its product centromere protein X (gene CENPX). Gene Ontology annotation, biological process: DNA repair; kinetochore assembly; replication fork processing. Bases 13 to 333 code for a protein of 106 amino acids. Gene Ontology annotation, cellular component: Fanconi anaemia nuclear complex; FANCM-MHF complex. Lineage: Eukaryota; Metazoa; Chordata; Mammalia; Chiroptera; Phyllostomidae. The record is from RefSeq and is a predicted model, not a curated record. The transcript is spliced from 5 exons.
GCGGUGGCGGUCAUGGAGGGAACUGGUGCCUGUUUCCGCAAGAACAGAUGCCUAAGGAGGCUGUGGCCAUCGGGUGGGUACGGGGCAGGCCUGGCGAGUCACCGUGUCCUGUCGGCCCCCCAGGAGCUGGUGAGCAAGCUGCUGCACCUGCACUUCAAGGACGACAAGACCAGAGUCAGUGGGGACGCGCUGCUGCUCACGGCGGAGCUGCUGAAGGUCUUCGUUGUGGAGGCGGCCAUCCGCAGCAUCCGGCAGGCCCAGGCCGAGGACCUGCCCUGCGUGGAUGUGGACCAGCUGGAGAAGGUGCUGCCUCAGCUGCUCCUGGACUUCUAGGGCGCCCCCCUCGCCGGGCCACCUGUGCCCCCACAGCCCAGCCCCACGCCCGCAGGUCCGGGGCUCCUGGCUUCAGACAGCGACGAGGCCGCCGGUCCCCACGGUGCUCCGGGCCUGGUCCCAGCAGCAUGCUGCUGUCCCUCACGCCCCCCGCCCUGCGGGUGACCGGACACAGAGGUGUGGCAGAAGCGGGGACUGUGACCUCUGCGAACAGGCUGAACUGUGCAGGCCGCCGCCGUCAAAGCCGUUGCGCUGCCCCCGAACCACAUGCUACCCCCGAGGCUGAGAGCCGGCCCUCGCAGGGAGUGCAGGGCCAAUAAACCGGAGCCGCCGCGCCCA